GACUGCAGACAUGAUACAGAAGAUGAUCAGACUGCAGACAUACUACAGGAGAGGGUCAGAGACUGCAAACAUACUACAGGAGAGAGUCAGAGACUGCAGACAUACUACAGGAGAGGGUCAGAGACUGCAGACAUACUACAGGAGAUGGUCAGAGAUUGCCGACAUAGUACAGGAGAUGGUCGGAGACAGCAGACAUAGUACAGGAGAUGGUCAGAGACUGCAGACAUACUACAGGAAAGGAUCAGAGACUGUAGUGGGUGGGGGUGAAGGAGAGAGGAGAGGGACUAAAUACACCACUGACUACAGGAGAGGGUCAGAGACU
This is a messenger RNA of Staurois parvus, 322 nucleotides long. The record is from the annotation of a GenBank genome assembly. Lineage: Eukaryota; Metazoa; Chordata; Amphibia; Anura; Ranidae.